Messenger RNA from Mesorhabditis belari, 1245 nucleotides. NCBI's taxonomy places the organism in Eukaryota, Metazoa, Nematoda, Chromadorea, Rhabditida, Rhabditidae. The record is from the annotation of a GenBank genome assembly.
AUGAUCAUUCCCUUAUUCAUUUGCAUUUUUUUCUUUGAACUUGUUCAAUCAAAUGUACCGUUUCGGAGAAAAACUGGAAAAACAGCUGGUUAUCCAGUGGUGAUAAUUCCCGGUGAUGCAGGCAGUCAAUUGGAGGCAAAUCUUACUGGGAAACCCACAGUGGUUCAUUAUGUGUGCUCGAAACAGACUCAGGAAUACUUUGAUCUGUGGCUCAAUCUUGAGUCUUUCUCACCGAUUGUCAUCGAUUGCUGGCUGGAUAAUAUGAAAUUAGUUUACAACUCCUCAUCCGGUUUCUCAUCAAAUAUGCCAGGCGUUGAUGUGAGAGUACCCGGAAUGGGAGAUACAAGCACUGUGGAAUGGCUUGAUCCGAGUAAUGCAUCAACUGGCUCAUAUUUCUUCACAAUGGUCGACAUGAUGGCCACAUGGGGUUAUCGAAGAGGGAAAUCGGUAGUAGCAGCACCGUAUGAUUGGAGAAAAAGUCCUGUGGAGAACAGAAACUACUUCCUUUUAUUGAAAUCCCUCAUCGAGCUCACCUACAAAUACAAUCAGAACACAAAAGUCGUCAUCUUGGCUCAUUCGAUGGGAAAUCCGGCAAUGCUGUACUUUUACAAGAACUUCGUGGAUCAGGAUUGGAAAGACAAGUACAUUCAAUCACAUGUCAGUCUGGCUGCUGCAUGGGGUGGAUCAAUGCAAAUUGUUCGACUGAUGAUCUCUGGUUACAAUAUGAACUAUUACCGGAUCAUUCUCGCUCCAUCAAAACUCCGCGAAAUGCAGCGAUCAUUCACUUCAUCAGCUUUUCUUUUCCCAUCAAACGCAGUUUGGAAAGAAGACGAAGUGUUGGCUGUUGGACCAGAGAAGAAUUACACACUGAAAAAUGUGCAAGAAAUGUUCAAUGAUUCAAUGUAUCCGAUUGGAUGGGAUCAGUAUCAGAAACACUCGCAAUUAUUGGGUGAUCUUGAGGCACCUGGCGUUGAGAUUCAUUGCAUUUAUGGAAUCGGUCUCGACACGCCCGAUCUCUUCACUUGGACAAAGGGUUGGUUUCCCGAUUACGUUCCCUAUGUGCAAUAUGGUGAUGGAGAUGGAACGGUGAAUAGGAGGAGUGGAGAAGUGUGCACGAAAUGGAAUCAGAAUAAUAAUAAAGGGAAAAAGGUCACUAUCCACGCUCUCGACAAAACAGAACACAUGGCAAUCAUGCAAAGUCCGGCCGCCAUUGAGCUCGUUCGAAAGGCUCUUUAUGGAGAGCUU